Messenger RNA from Zymoseptoria tritici IPO323, 456 nucleotides. RefSeq lists its product as uncharacterized. The record is from RefSeq and is a predicted model, not a curated record. Lineage: Eukaryota; Fungi; Ascomycota; Dothideomycetes; Mycosphaerellales; Mycosphaerellaceae. Bases 1 to 456 code for a protein of 151 amino acids. The transcript has a single exon.
AUGCCGGGACCUUCGCCGAACGACGCUAUGCAAGCAUUGGGCCUGCUGUUCGUGCAUGCUGAAAACAACGAUGAGUUGCACAGCAUAGCAAGUGCCUGGCCGAGUCCGCAACCGCUUACCCAACAGAUGUUCCUGGUGAAUCACGGGAAUCUGCAGACGUCUUUCGGCCGAACCGUCGUCCUCGUUACGGUGUGCCUAAUUUUCACGCCCGACCAUUGCCGCCAUGCAGGUCUCGCACUAUUGACGCAACACGACAUCUUGCUCGCUGUCAAUCUUGUGCGCACACGAUUGUCGCACGGUCGCACACAGUCUCCAUAUUCCGCUCUGCCGCCUGCCCUUGGCGCAUAUUAUUGCAAGCACGACCAAUUCUCAGCGUCAGGCGUCGGCAAGUCGCUUGGAGCUCAAGGGCCGGCGGAUGAUCUCAUGCUUCGCGCCUCUUUGCGGAAAGCCACAUGA